AUGGCGGUUGUGUCGAAGAAAUGUAAAGAGCAAAGGGAAAUUAGCCCUGAGAGAACUAAGGUGUGGAAGGAGCCUCCAAAUAGCAAGCACCGGAAAGUUCCAGUUCUGUAUUACCUUUCCAGAAAUGGGCAGCUCCAGCAUCCCCAUUUCAUGGAGGUUCAUCUUUCCUCUAAUCAAGGCCUCUAUCUCAGAGAUGUGAUCAAUCGCUUGAAUUUUCUUCGUGGAAUAGGCAUGGCUUCGAUGUAUUCAUGGUCUUGUAAACGGAUGUAUAAGAAUGGAUUCGUUUGGCACGAUUUAUCUGAGAACGAUUUAAUCUACCCUGCGCAUGGUCAAGAGUACGUUCUCAAAGGGUCGGAGCUUGUGGACAACACGUUGUUUGAAACGGAUUCUUCUUUAGUUUCGAAGACGAAUCUGCCACCGCCGCUUGAAACCGCGAGGGACGGCGAGGAGGAGGUAGAUAUUCCGGCUAUGCACAGACGGCGGCGGAACCAGUCUUGCAGCUCGAUCGACCUCAACUUACAGGAGUACUGCGUAUACAGAGCAGAAUCCUCCGGAAGCGCCUCCGCCGAUGCGUCCACUCAGACCGACGAUAAGGGGCGGAGACACCACCACGCCCGGCGACCACUCAGAGAAGCUGAAGAAAAACAGCAUCACGAUAUCGUAGAAGAGAAUAGCGAGAUCGAGAUUUCACCACCAGCAUCAAAUUCAAGCUCCGAAACCUUAGAAACGUUAAUGAAAGCCGACGGCCGUCUUAUCCUUCAACCAGAGACAGUCAACGAAGGUCAAACGGCCAAAAAUCAAAGGUCCAAAACGACAUCAAUUCUGAUGCAAUUAAUAUCUUGCGGUUCACUUCCGUUUAAGGACUGUGGUCCUGGACAAGGAUUGAACAUAAUCUCCCAGUACAAGUUCAGACUGCCACGCAGCAGAGGAUCAGGGGAGUUGACUGCAGGAACUGGAAGAGCAAAAUUGGAGGGAAAAGAAUAUUUCAGUGGGAGCAUAGUAGAGACUAAGAAAGAGGAAUUUCUAGCUCUGAAAAGAUCCUCUUCUUUCAAUGCAGAUAGGUGA
Molecule: messenger RNA, 1065 nt
Organism: Fraxinus pennsylvanica
Lineage: Eukaryota; Viridiplantae; Streptophyta; Magnoliopsida; Lamiales; Oleaceae
Source: the annotation of a GenBank genome assembly